AAAGUGGCUUCAUCUUCAUCAAAGCUGUAGCACCACCAAAAUCCAACUAUGGCUCCCCUUGUCCUUCAGUCGUCAAGCCCAACUAUCCCCAGCUCGUCCAUUCAAACUUCAUUCUUUCCAAAAACAUCUCAACUUUCCUUAAAUAAGAAGACCAAAAAGCCUUACUACUCCGUCCCUAAUAACGUAGUGUCAUGCAGAGCCACGAAUAAUGGGAACCAAAACCCUACUCCUAGUUCCAACAGCAAAGGAGACUCUGCUCUCAACAGGUUUGAUAGAAGGGAUCUCCUGAUUGGGUUAGGAGGUCUCUACGGUGCAACCAACCUUGCCAAUGACCCAUUUGCAUUGGCAGCACCCAUAGCCGCCCCUGACCUGACCCUUUGCGGCAAUGCAGUAAUAUCUGAAACUACGGGUGAGACUACCUAUUGCUGCCCACCAACAACGACAACGAUCACAGAUUACAAACCACCUUCAUUUUCCAAGCUACGUUAUAGGCCUCCCGCACAUUUAGUUGAUGCUGACUACUUAGCUAAAUUUACCAAGGCCAUGAAUCUCAUGAAAGAGCUUCCUUCUGAUGAUCCACGUAGUUUCAUGCAACAAGCAUAUGUUCAUUGUGCCUAUUGCAACGGAGCUUAUGAUCAAGUAGGUUUCCCCGAUCAAGAUCUUCAAGUUCAUUUCUCAUGGCUCUUUUUCCCAUUCCAUAGGUGGUAUCUUUAUUUCUAUGAAAGGAUUUUGGGCAAGUUGAUUGGUGACCCAGAUUUCGUCAUGCCAUUUUGGAACUGGGAUGCCCCUGCAGGCAUGCCUAUACCAGCCAUAUAUGUAAACCCUCAGUCUCCACUUUAUGAUGACAAACGCAAUGUUAACCAUCAGCCACCAAAACUGGCUGAUCUUGAUUACAAUGGCACUGAUAAAGAUAUAACAGACGCAGAGCAAAUAGCAAUUAAUCUCAAGCUCAUGUACAAGCAGAUGGUGUCUAAUGCAACAACCGCUACUCUUUUCCAUGGAAAGCCGUACCGUGCUGGUGAUGCCGGCAGUCCAGGAGGGGGUUCCGUCGAGCUCGGUUGUCAUACCGCGAUUCACAGGUGGGUUGGAGACCCGAGACAAACCUAUAAUGAAGACAUGGGAAAUUUCUAUUCCGCAGGCAGAGACCCGGUGUUCUACGCUCAUCACGGCAAUGUUGACCGAAUGUGGUCGAUUUGGAAGACAUUACCAGGAACGAAGCGAAAUGAUUUCAGUGACACAGAUUGGCUUGACGCCUCGUUUGUUUUUUACGAUGAGAAUGCGAAUCUUGUUCGUGUUAAGGUUCGUGAUUGCGUUGACAGUAAAAAUUUGGGAUACGAUUAUCAACCAGUCGACAUUCCGUGGCUUAAAACUAAGCCAACUGCUCGAAAGUUUGCCAAGAAAGGAGGAAAGGCUCGUGGUAGUGCAAUGGCAGCCGAAAUAAAGAGCAAAAACGUUGUACGCAAUGCAUUCCCGAUCGUUUUAGACAAAACAGUGAGCAUUGAGAUUCCAAGGCCAAGGAAAUCGAGGAGUAAACGUGAAAAAGAAGAAGACGAAGAAGUACUGGUGCUAGAAGGCAUUCAAUUAGCGACACAAGCUGCAGUGAAAUUUGAUAUUUACAUUAACGACGAGGAUGAUGAGGCACCUAGUGGACCGGAAGAUGCAGAGUUUGCAGGGAGCUUUACCAAUAUUCCUCAUAGCCAUACCCAUGCGAAGAAAUUGAACACAACUUUUUCUUUGGCAAUAUCAGAUGUGUUGGAGGAUUUGGAUGUUGAAGGUGAUGAUAAUAUUGUGGUGACUUUGGUGCCUCGAGAAGGGAAGGGUCUGGUUUCGGUCGGCAACAUCAAGGUUGACUAUAUCCGAGAAUGAUCGGUUUGUUGUUUCCUUUGUUUCCUUUGCUUCCCUAGCUUCUUUGGGGAAAUGUGUUCCUUUUAUCCUUGUGUUCGUCAGAUCGAUCCAAUCGAUCACUUGUUCCCUUGUUUUAUGUAUUAGUAUGUGUCUAAGUAUAAAUAAGGCCAUUAAGUCUAUGACCAUAGAAGUGAUAGAACCUUAUAUGGCAUGUUAUUUGUGAGGAGACCUAUUUAGAUUUUAUGUUGGCCUUCUCAUGUA
Messenger RNA from Theobroma cacao (cacao), 2106 nucleotides. RefSeq names its product polyphenol oxidase I, chloroplastic-like. Gene Ontology annotation, molecular function: catechol oxidase activity. Gene Ontology annotation, biological process: pigment biosynthetic process. The record is from RefSeq and is a predicted model, not a curated record. NCBI's taxonomy places the organism in Eukaryota, Viridiplantae, Streptophyta, Magnoliopsida, Malvales, Malvaceae.